AUGGACAAAGAGACACUCGACGCUUCCAUCUCGCACGCCGAGAACAACGAUGUCGAAGCCCUAGCAGCAAAGAGUGUCGGCCACAGCACAGCUGAGCAGGCCCGUCUUGGUGCUGAGGCCGAACACAACCUCCCCCCGCUCCAAGCAGUCCGAAAAUACCCUUGGACCGUGUUCUGGUGUCUCGUCGUGUCCAUGUGUGUCAUCAUGGAAGGCUACGACACAAACCUCCUCUCCAACUUCUACGCGUAUCCCACCUUUGCUCAGAAGUACGGCGAGUGGAAUGAGGAGACAAACAACUACCAACUUUCAGCUCCCUGGCAAGCUGGCCUUGGCAACGCUGCUGGGAUUGGUGCCUUCUUCGGAACACUCCUCAAUGGCCACCUGGUCACCAAGUUUGGACACAUCAGAGUGUUGAUCGCAUCCUUGAUCGCUCUCAGCUGCUUCAUCUUCAUUGUCUUCUUCGCGCCCGACAACAAAGUCCUUCUCGUCGGCCAAAUCCUCUGCGGUCUCCCCUGGGGCGUCUUUGCUACCACCGCGCCUGCGUAUGCCUCUGAAGUCCUCCCCAUGUCGCUCCGAGUUUAUAUGACCAGUUGGACCAACAUGUGCUUCAUCAUCGGCCAGCUUAUCUCGGCGGGAGUCAUGGCUGGCCUGGUCAACACACCGGCACCCUGGGCUUAUCGUAUUCCCUUUGCCCUGCAGUGGUUCUGGCCUGUUAUUCUGGUUCCUAUUCUGUGCUUUGCCCCCGACACUCCUUGGCAUCUUGUUCGAAUCGGACGACCCGAUGAUGCGCUUAAGAACCUUGCUAGACUUCGACCGGCAGCGACCGAUGAAGAGCUCCGAGAUGCUCUUGGUCUGAUCAUCUACACCAACAACCUUGAGGAGCAACUCUCUGUAGGCACAUCAUACUGGGACUGUUUCAAGGGCUUUGAGUUGCGCCGAACCGAGAUUGCUGUUGUCGUGUUUGCUGGUCAAAUCUUCUCCGGUCUGUACUUUGCCUACAACUCCACCUAUUUCUUCCAGCAAAUCGGCCUCGACUCAACAACAACCUACCAUCUCAAUGUCGGCGGAAACGGUAUGGCACUCUUUGCGACAUUGGUGUCAUGGUUCUGCGUCAUGCCUUAUGUUGGAAGACGUACAGCCUAUCUCUGGGGUAUGUGUGCUAUGGCUGCUGUCUUAUUCGCCAUUGGAGCUCUUAACACACAAACCGAAAACGAUAAGAUUGGUAUGGCACAGGCAGUUUUGACCCUGGUUUGGACAUUCAUCUUCCAGCUCUCUGCUGGUCAGCUUGGCUGGGCCCUCCCUGCCGAGAUUGGGUCAACAAGACUCCGUCAGAAGACAAUCUGCUUGGCCCGCAACGGAUAUGCCAUUACUGGAAUUGUCGCCGGUGUCCUCCAGCCUUACUUCAUGAACCCAACCAAGUGGAACCUCAAGGGAUAUACCGGUUUCAUCUGGGGAAGCACUGCCUUCUUGGUCUUUAUCUGGGGCUACUUCCGUCUCCCUGAGACCCGUAACCGAACCUUUGAGGAGCUGGACAUGCUCUUUGCCAAGGGUGUGUCUGCGAGGAAGUUCAGCUCUUACAAGAUUGAUUCAUUUAAUGAGGCGGACAGCACUAUUAGGGACAAUGAGAAGUCAUAG
This is a messenger RNA of Fusarium sp. VM40, 1635 nucleotides long. NCBI's taxonomy places the organism in Eukaryota, Fungi, Ascomycota, Sordariomycetes, Hypocreales, Nectriaceae. The record is from the annotation of a GenBank genome assembly.